UGCAGAACAGAGAGAGUGAUAUAAUACUGAGGAGUGAAAGAAUUCCAUAAUCUUCCCUGGACUUGCAGGAAGUGGUGGUUAGAUUUUGAAUUUUGUGGAUAGAAACUGCAAAGUGUAAGGUCGUGAAAUUGUAAAGGAACCCUUAUUAACCUGCUAGUCUGAGAUCGUGGGAAUGUUUUUAGUUAACACAAAUAUGGCUGCUUUGAGAAUGGCACGCUGUAUAUUAAUAAACAAUGUGAAAAACAGUAGCUAUAGCAAAUGCUGCAUUUUCAGACAAUGGACGCAGCAGUCCAGAGCUGCGUUCUCUGUGGCAGUUCAAGAGAAAGUGGAAGAACCACAGGUCCAUACAAAACAAAGGAAACCAAAAACUGGAAUUCUCAUGCUGAAUAUGGGAGGACCUGAGACACUAGAUGACGUUCACGAUUUUCUGCUGAGACUAUUCCUGGACAGAGACCUCAUGCAGCUUCCAUUACAAAAUAAACUUGGACCUUUUAUUGCAAAAAGACGUACCCCGAAGAUUCAAGAGCAAUACAGUAAGAUUGGUGGAGGAUCUCCAAUUAAAAUGUGGACUACUGAGCAGGGAAAAGGCAUGGUAAAUUUGUUGGAUGAGAUGUCACCGGAGACAGCACCACACAAGUUUUACAUUGGUUUUCGUUAUGUACGCCCAUUAACAGAAGAAGCAAUUGCAGAAAUGGAGGAAGAUGGAAUUGAGAGAGCCAUUGCCUUCACCCAGUAUCCCCAGUAUAGCUGUUCUACCACAGGAAGCAGCUUAAAUGCUAUUUAUCGAUAUUACAGCAAAAAUGGACUAAAGCCAAAGAUGAAAUGGAGUACAAUAGACAGAUGGCCAACACAUCCUCUUCUUAUUCAGUGCUUUGCAGACCAUAUAAAGAAAGAACUGGACAGGUUUCCACCAGAAAAACGCAGUGAAGUUGUUAUCCUGUUUUCUGCACAUUCACUUCCGAUGUCUGUGGUCAAUCGAGGAGAUCCUUAUCCUCAGGAAGUUGGAGCAACUGUACAUAAAGUCAUGGAAAAGCUGCAAUUCUGCAACCCUUACAGGCUGGUUUGGCAGUCCAAGGUUGGUCCUAUGCCUUGGUUAGGCCCGCAGACUGAUGAAACCAUCAAAGGAUUGUGCCACAGAGGAAAGAAGAACCUGUUGCUGGUUCCUAUAGCUUUUACUAGUGAUCACAUUGAAACGCUCCAUGAGCUGGACAUAGAAUAUGCAGAUAUUUUGGCAGGAGAGUGUGGAGUUGAGAACAUCAGACGUGCAGAAUCACUGAAUGGAAAUCCACUGUUUUUUAAGGCUUUGGCAGAUGUAGUCCAUACACACUUGAAGUUAAAUGAGCCAUGCUCCAAACAGUUGAUGUUGCGCUGUCCUCUUUGUGUGAAUCCAGUCUGCAGUGAAACAAAAGACUUUUUUGCCAGUCAAAACAUUUGAUGCUGGUUAUGUGCACUUACUACCUUAUCUAUGCAGAAAGGUCAAUUUACGAUGCCAGAUGAGGCUUGGACUUGCACUGAGAAAUGCCUUAUUCCCAGAUUACACAGCAGUUCUGCUAGCAUUUAGCAGCAUCUGCUAACAGUGUUACUAAACUAUUAUGUAAGCAAUAAAUCCAGGAUUACUGGUGCUAACCUUUCUGAUAUCUGCCAUAGUUUAGUCAUUGGGGGGGGGGUCACAGAAGUUACAGUUCAAGCACUAUAUGGCCACUUUAUUACUAAUGUUUCUGUUUUGGAAAAAAGGGGGUGGAGUUGAGUCUCUGACUAAAAGAAAAUGUUGUUGGACUAGCUAUAUUAAACAUUAAGAAUAUAUUGGGAUGCUUAUGCAUUGUUCUUUGUCAGACUUGUUAGUCAUGCUUGAGAUUAGGAUUUCUGUACAAGUAAAUCGAUCUCACUUCACUGUUCUGGUUAAUCACCGUAUUUUCAUUAGUAAUAUUAUGAAAAUAUGCCACUGAGAGCAUUAAAUAAUAAACUGCGAUUGCUGAAGUUAAA
Molecule: messenger RNA, 1983 nt
Organism: Protopterus annectens (West African lungfish)
Lineage: Eukaryota; Metazoa; Chordata; Ceratodontiformes; Protopteridae
Gene: FECH
Product: ferrochelatase
Exons: 11
Coding region: 173-1435 (420 amino acids)
Biological process (GO): heme biosynthetic process
Molecular function (GO): protoporphyrin ferrochelatase activity
Source: RefSeq, a predicted model, not a curated record